AUGCGUCCGGAGCACGCAUGCUAUAAGUUACGCGAGGCCGCGACGGAGGUUUCGGGCGACGUAGUAACGUUAAGUACGGGCGCGUCGCAAAACAAACAAAAGCGUAAGGGGAGUGGUGUGUUCGUUCGUCGGUGUGGGUGUGCGUUAGAAUAUGGUGGUCUCGGUGCGUGGCGCCGGCGCGGCGUCGUCGUCGAUGUACGCGAUGUCCUGGAGGGGCGCGCGCAGCCGCGAGCGGAGCCCGGCGGCCGAGUGGGCCGACAGGCGCUCCUCCAGGUCUUCCAGCGUCGACUUGAACGCGCGCACCACGCGCAGCUGCAAGCAACACAACCCGUGACGCCCGCUACCCCCUACACCUACACCCUCGCCUACAGACCGAGCCACCGAUACGACCUACGAGUGUGGUGUGGAUUGACUCUGUACGGACCGUCGGACGGAGUGCGCGACCGCUCUAGUGUACGUGAGCCGCGGAGUACGGGCGGAUCACCGGUGCCUGGUGGCCAUGCACACAGCUAA
This is a messenger RNA of Danaus chrysippus (African queen), 513 nucleotides long. Lineage: Eukaryota; Metazoa; Arthropoda; Insecta; Lepidoptera; Nymphalidae. The record is from the annotation of a GenBank genome assembly.